This is a messenger RNA of Mycena indigotica, 1107 nucleotides long. RefSeq lists its product as uncharacterized. The record is from RefSeq and is a predicted model, not a curated record. The transcript is spliced from 2 exons. Lineage: Eukaryota; Fungi; Basidiomycota; Agaricomycetes; Agaricales; Mycenaceae. Bases 1 to 1107 code for a protein of 368 amino acids.
AUGGGCGGCCAGGGCUGGUGGAUGUCAAACCUGACGAAACGGCAGCAGAAGUAUGGCGCAAAGCUCGGGGAGAUCCUGUUUGAGGGCAACGGGGAGGAGCUGCUGCUCUUUCUGCGGAAGGUGGCGCAUCGGCCGCUGGACGAGUGCAUCAAACCGUACAUCCCAGGGGCCCAUGUGAUGCUGGAUCAAUGGGGGCGGGGGGUGCGGCUGGCGCAGCGCUCCAGUGUGGCGCCGACGGGGAUUGUGGCGCUGCCUGUGGAGCUGCUGGACGCAAUAUUCGAGACGAUUCAUGGCGUGGUGGAGCGGCUGAUGCUGGGGAUGACGUGCCAGACGCUGUGGGCCGUCGCGCGCCGACAUGUGUACACUCUCUUUGUGCAGCAGGCCGCGGAGACGUGCAACUGGGCGGGCGACCGCAUCGCGUGUCUCGGCGACUAUAUGCUGCUCCGGGAGGCGCCGGAUCAUAUACUGUCGGAGGAGGAGCGCGCGGAGAUGCGCCGGGGGAGACCGACCGGGGCGGACAACAGCGACAGCGACGAGGAGGACGGCGGCGACAGGGGCCCGAUCCCGGACUGGUGGUGGACGGAGUGCGGACAGAGAUCGUGGGUGCACCGCACGGCUGGGGCGGUGCACAACACUGUGCUCAGACACGCAAAGUACCAAGGCGACGCGAUGUGGGUCUGCGACGGCCUGCUCGACGUCGCGAUCACGUGCGACCCGCCCCUCGCGCCUCGCACCGCCGUCCUCCGCAACCUCACCCUGCAAGUGUACGUCCGCGAGGCGGCGCUCGUGGAAAUGUGCGAGCGUUUCCGCGGGUCCGACGAGCUGCGCGCCGAGUUCGACCCCCACGGGCCAGGUCUCAAGCUAUGGGACACGACGUUGGGGGACUUGCUGCACUGCCGGAUAUGCUGGAGCAGCGUGGACUCGACAGCGAUGCUCUAUGACGGCAACAUCUGCCAGGGUGUUUGGGCGGGGCACUGCUUCGAUAUCGUCGGCGGGGAAUGGCUGGGGAAAGAGGAGCAGACGGAGGGGUGGACGGAUGUCUCUGAUGAGGCGUUGGCGGAGCUCGAGGCUAUUUGGCGCUCCGAGUUCCGGCCGAGGGGAUAUUAG